This is a messenger RNA of Clonostachys rhizophaga, 438 nucleotides long. NCBI's taxonomy places the organism in Eukaryota, Fungi, Ascomycota, Sordariomycetes, Hypocreales, Bionectriaceae. The record is from the annotation of a GenBank genome assembly.
AUGGCUGGAGGCAAACCCCGUGGUCUUAACGCCGCACGAAAGUUGCGAACCAACCGCAAGGACCAGAAAUGGGCCGAUCUUCACUGGAAGCGCCGUGCUCUCGGUACUGCUUUCAAGUCCUCUCCCUUCGGUGGUUCCUCUCACGCCAAGGGCAUUGUCCUGGAGAAGGUCGGUGUUGAGGCCAAGCAGCCCAACUCCGCUAUCCGAAAGUGCGUUCGUGUUCAGUUGAUCAAGAACGGCAAGAAGGUCACUGCUUUCGUCCCCAACGACGGUUGCCUGAACUUCGUGGACGAGAACGACGAGGUCCUCCUGGCUGGUUUCGGUCGCAAGGGCAAGGCCAAGGGUGAUAUUCCCGGUGUGCGAUUCAAGGUUGUCAAGGUCUCUGGUGUCGGUCUGCUUGCUCUGUGGAAGGAGAAGAAGGAGAAGCCCCGCUCUUAA